This is a messenger RNA of Cuculus canorus (common cuckoo), 1245 nucleotides long. RefSeq names its product G-patch domain containing 11 (gene GPATCH11). The coding region runs from base 208 to 978 and encodes 256 amino acids. Gene Ontology annotation, cellular component: kinetochore. Gene Ontology annotation, molecular function: nucleic acid binding. The record is from RefSeq and is a predicted model, not a curated record. NCBI's taxonomy places the organism in Eukaryota, Metazoa, Chordata, Aves, Cuculiformes, Cuculidae. The transcript is spliced from 10 exons.
GAGGCGGGGGCAGCGGCCGCGCGCAGGCGCUGCCAUCGGCCGGAGGCGAGCAGGAGUGGUGCUGUGCCCCUCCAGCCUUUGACCACAUAGUGCGUGCAAGUUCUUCCUGUGGGUUCUGUGUGUGAGCUGCAGAGAAACAGAAUGUGAGGUAAAGCUUGUUGAGGGCGUUCAGAGGAAAGGGGUCAGAACAGGGCACGUGCGCUGAACAUGGAGGAAGAUGAAGAGGAAGACUACAUGUCUGAUUUAUUUAUUAAACAGGAUGUAAGGCCAGGCUUGCCCAUGGUGAGGCGGGUGAAGGAAGCUAUUCAGAAAGAAGAGAAGCAAAAGGAAGCCAAUGAGAAGAACAGACAAAAGAGUAUAAAAGAAGAAGAAAAAGAGAGACGGGACUUGGUAUUGAAAAGUGCAUUGGGCACUGAGAACAAAGGCUUUGCUUUGCUCCAGAAGAUGGGCUACAAGAGCGGCCAGGCCCUUGGCAAGAGUGGAGAAGGCAUUGUUGAACCUAUUCCUCUGAACAUUAAAACAGGCAGAAGUGGGCUUGGUCAUGAGGAAUUAAAAAAGCGAAAAGCUGAAGAAAAACUGGAAAACUAUAGACAAAAACUCCAUAUGCAAAAACAAGCAAAUGAACAAGCUGCAGAUCAGUUCAGAAUAAGAUUCAAAAACAAACAAGAAGAACGGAAGAUGGAAGGGGACCUUCGAAAAAGCCAGAGGGCCUGCCAGCAGUUAGAUAUGCAAAAAGAUAUUGAUGUUCCCAAGGAGACUUGGUAUUGGCUGACACCUGAAGAGGAAGACAAAAAGGAUGAGGAAGAUGAGGAAGAUGAAUGCACAAGCUCAGACUUGAGUGUAUCAGAAAAGCUACACAUCCUGACUGCCUAUCUGAGAGAAGAACACUUCUAUUGCAUUUGGUGUGGAACAACCUAUGAAGACUCUGAAGAUUUAUCUUCAAACUGCCCUGGAGACAGUGCUGCAGAUCAUGACUAAAGCCUUUCUAAAGGAAGGAGUCCUAAGUAAGUAAAAAUCACAAAAGAUUGCUCGCAGAAGUACCCUGUCCUGGUUUGUAGCUAAUGGACGCGAAUGGUGAUGUCAUCCUUUUGGCUACAAGUUCCACUUUGGCAGAAUGGAAAAUACACAUCUUAAGUGUUGCUGUUGCUUCUGACAUUUAUUGUUAAUUCGUCAACUUCGACAGACAUCAAAUGCUGGAUUUAUAUGCAGAAUCUGAAAAACUUGUAAAAGGAGUUUUAAGUGAGU